AGGGAGCCCGCGCACUCUGCAGGAGCUGCAGCCACCGACGCCCGCGCCUCUAAGGUCUCACCGCUUCCUCAGCAGAGACCUGGGCUCGGCCGCCAUGUCCGCCACGGAGGAGGUUGACGGGCUGAGCGUGUUCCGGCCGCACUAUGGCUCUGUCCUGGAUAAUGAGAGACUCACUGCGGAGGAGAUGGAUGAAAGGAGGCGGCAGAAUGUGGCUUAUGAAUACCUUUGUCACUUGGAAGAAGCCAAGAGGUGGAUGGAAGCAUGCCUGGGGGAAGACCUGCCUCCUACCACAGAGCUGGAGGAGGGCCUUCGAAACGGGGUCUACCUCGCCAAACUCGGGAACUUCUUCUCUCCCAAAGUGGUGUCCUUGAAGAAAAUCUACGACCGGGAGCAGACCAGAUACAAGGCGACUGGCCUCCACUUCCGACACACGGAUAAUGUGAUUCAGUGGUUGAAUGCCAUGGACGAGAUUGGCUUGCCUAAGAUUUUUUACCCAGAAACUACAGAUAUCUAUGACCGAAAGAACAUGCCACGAUGUAUCUAUUGUAUCCAUGCACUCAGUUUGUACCUGUUCAAACUAGGCCUGGCUCCUCAGAUUCAGGACCUGUAUGGAAAGGUUGACUUCACGGAAGAAGAAAUCAACAACAUGAAGAUUGAGCUGGAGAAGUACGGGAUCCAGAUGCCUGCCUUCAGCAAGAUCGGGGGCAUCCUGGCCAACGAGCUCUCCGUGGACGAAGCUGCACUACAUGCUGCCGUUAUCGCUAUUAACGAAGCUGUGGACCGUAGAAUUCCCGCUGACACAUUUGCAGCUUUGAAAAACCCCAACGCCAUGCUUGUCAAUCUUGAAGAGUCCUUGGCUUCCACCUACCAGGACGUCCUCUACCAGGCCAAGCACGACAAAACGACAAAUGCCAGAAACAGGACAGAAAACUCUGAGAGAGAGAGGGACGUUUAUGAGGAGCUGCUCACUCAAGCGGAAAUUCAAGGCAACGUAAACAAAGUCAACACGUUUUCUGCGUUAGCAAACGUGAACCUGGCUUUGGAUCAGGGAAGCGCCCUGGCCCUGUUCCGGAUUCUGCAGUCCCCAGCACUGGGCCUCCGGGGGCUGCAGCAGCAGAACAGUGACUGGUACCUGAAGCAGCUCCUGAGCGACAGGCAGCAGAAGAGACAGAGUGGCCAGGCUGAUGCCCUGCAGAAGGAGGAGCUCCAGGCUGCGGUGGAUGCUGCCAACAGUGCCGCCCAGCAGUACCAGAGAAGGCUGGCAGCCGUGGCGGCCAUCAACGCUGCCAUCCAGAAGGGCGUGGCUGAGAAGACGGUUCUGGAACUGAUGAACCCCGAAGCCCAGCUGCCCCAGGUGUAUCCAUUUGCUGCUGAUCUUUACCAGAAGGAGCUGGCUACGCUGCAGCAGCAGAGCCCUGAACAUAGCCUCACCCACCCCGAGCUCUCUGUGGCCGUGGAGAUGCUGUCGUCCGUGGCCCUCAUCAACAGGGCCCUGGAGUCGGGAGACAUGAACACGGUGUGGAAGCAGCUGAGCAGUUCCGUGACGGGCCUGACCAACAUCGAGGAGGAGAACUGUCAGAGGUAUCUCGAUGAGCUGAUGAAGCUGAAAGACCAGGCACAUGCAGAGAAGAACGAGUUUAUUACGUGGAACGACAUCCAGGCUUGCGUGGACCACGUGAAUCUGGUGGUGCAGGAGGAGCAUGAGAGGAUUUUAGCCAUCGGCUUAAUUAACGAAGCCCUGGACGAAGGUGAUGCCCAAAAGACCCUGCAGGCCCUGCAGAUUCCUGCAGCCAAACUGGAGGGCGUCCUGGCAGGAGUGGCCCAGCAUUACCAAGACACGCUGAUCCGAGCAAAGAGAGAGAAAGCCCAGGAAACCCAGGAUGAGUCCGCCGUGUUAUGGUUGGAUGAAAUUCAAGGUGGAAUCUGGCAGUCCAACAAAGACACCCAGGAAGCACAGAGGUUUGCCGUAGGAAUCUUUGCCAUUAACGAGGCCGUGCAGAGUGGCGAUGUUGGUAAAACGCUGAGUGCCCUUCGUUCCCCGGAUGUCAGCCUGUACGGAGUCAUCCCUGAGUGUUGUGAAACGUACCAGAGUGACCUCGCAGAAGCCAGGAAGAAAAAGUUGGCAGCAGGCGACAACAACAGCAAGUGGGUGAAGCACUGGGUGAAAGGCGGAUAUUAUUAUUACCACAACCUGGACACGCAGGAAGGAGGAUGGGAUGAGCCCCCAGGCUUUGUGCAGAACUCCACGCAGCUCUCGCGGGAGGAGAUCCAGAGUUCCAUCUCCGGGGUGACGACGGCGUACAACCGAGAGCAGCUCUGGCUGGCCAACGAGGGCUUGAUCACCAGGCUGCAGGCGUGCUGCCGCGGGUACCUCGUCCGACAGGAGUUCCGCUCCAGGUUGAAUUUCCUGAAGAAACAGAUUCCCGCCAUCACCUGCAUCCAGUCGCAGUGGAGAGGAUACAAGCAGAAGAAGGCCUAUCAGGACCGUCUAGCGUACCUGCGCUCCCAUAAAGAUGAAGUCGUGAAGAUCCAGUCCCUGGCGAGGAUGCAUCAGGCGAGAAAGCGCUAUAGAGAUCGCCUGCAGUACUUCCGAGAUCACAUAAAUGACAUUGUCAAAAUCCAGGCUUUUAUUCGGGCAAACAAAGCUCGCGACGACUACAAGACUCUCAUCAAUGCCGAGGACCCGCCGAUGGUCGUGGUGCGGAAGUUUGUCCACCUGCUCGACCAGAGUGACCAGGAUUUCCAGGAGGAGCUGGAUCUCAUGAAGAUGCGGGAGGAGGUCAUCACCCUCAUCCGCUCCAACCAGCAGCUGGAGAACGACCUCAACCUCAUGGAUAUCAAAAUCGGACUGCUGGUGAAAAACAAGAUCACGCUGCAGGAUGUGGUUUCCCACAGUAAAAAACUUACCAAAAAAAAUAAGGAACAGUUGUCUGAUAUGAUGAUGCUAAAUAAACAGAAGGGAGGUCUCAAGGCUUUGAGCAAGGAGAAGAGAGAGAAAUUGGAAGCUUAUCAGCACCUGUUUUAUUUAUUGCAGACCAACCCCACCUAUCUGGCCAAGCUGAUUUUUCAGAUGCCCCAGAACAAGUCCACCAAGUUCAUGGACUCGGUGAUCUUUACCCUCUACAACUACGCCUCCAACCAGCGGGAGGAGUACCUGCUGCUGCGGCUCUUCAAGACGGCUCUCCAGGAAGAGAUCAAGUCAAAAGUGGACCAGAUUCAAGAGAUCGUGACAGGAAACCCUACCGUUAUUAAGAUGGUUGUCAGUUUCAACCGUGGCGCUCGGGGUCAGAACGCCCUGCGGCAGAUCUUGGCCCCGGUCGUGAAGGAGAUUAUGGACGACAAAUCCCUCAACAUCAAAACUGACCCCGUGGAUAUCUACAAGUCGUGGGUUAACCAGAUGGAGUCUCAGACAGGAGAGGCAAGCAAACUCCCCUAUGACGUGACUCCCGAGCAGGCUCUGGCUCACGAAGAGGUCAAGACACGUCUCGACAACUCCAUCAGGAACAUGCGGGCCGUGACAGACAAGUUCCUCUCCGCCAUCAUCAGUUCCGUGGACAAAAUCCCCUACGGGAUGCGCUUCAUCGCCAAAGUGCUGAAGGACUCGCUACAUGAGAAGUUCCCCGAUGCUGGUGAGGAUGAGCUGCUGAAGGUAAGACUCGGGAAGCUGGCACAGCCCAGCCCUUCCGGUAGACCUUUGAGGAAACAGUGA
Messenger RNA from Myotis lucifugus (little brown bat), 3709 nucleotides. RefSeq names its product ras GTPase-activating-like protein IQGAP1. Lineage: Eukaryota; Metazoa; Chordata; Mammalia; Chiroptera; Vespertilionidae. Gene Ontology annotation, biological process: regulation of actin cytoskeleton organization; regulation of GTPase activity. The record is from RefSeq and is a predicted model, not a curated record. Bases 95 to 3709 code for a protein of 1204 amino acids. Gene Ontology annotation, cellular component: cytoplasm; nucleus. Gene Ontology annotation, molecular function: actin filament binding; GTPase activator activity; calmodulin binding. The transcript has 28 exons.